Messenger RNA from Fusarium redolens, 396 nucleotides. RefSeq lists its product as uncharacterized. The transcript is spliced from 2 exons. The record is from RefSeq and is a predicted model, not a curated record. The coding region runs from base 1 to 396 and encodes 131 amino acids. Lineage: Eukaryota; Fungi; Ascomycota; Sordariomycetes; Hypocreales; Nectriaceae.
AUGGUUAAGGAAGACGCUUUGUUCUCGACCUCAGACAGUUUGAUCCGAGACGAUAUGAUCAACGGAAAGUUCCAGGGCUUUUUAGCCCUCUCUAGGGAGUAUCGCCUCAGUUUAAGCGAGAAGAUGUUGAUGGAAGAGAAGAGAAGACUGCGAGAGACAGAGAAGGAGAGAUGGCCGCAGGAGGAAGAGAAGGAGAGGAGGCUACAAGAGGAAGAGAAGAGAAAGCCCGCGUUUCUAGUAGAAACAAAUGGCCUGCGAUGCAAGCGAUGUACUGCCACAAGAAACAAUAGUGUGGCACAAAGUUUUGCUGAGGUUGCAUAUUGCGGCUCAUGUCUUGUUGAGCUCGUCAACUUGGAAAUGAAGUGUCUGCCAGAUUCACGCCAAGCGAGACUCUAA